UUCAAGUUCAGUGCUCUUCAAUCAGAAAUGUGCAUGAGGCGCUAAUAUGGCUAAUUAGUUGAAUUUAUUGUGAAAUUUGUCAUGUUGUUAUUUGUGUUAAAUUACUAAUUUUUUGAAGAAGAUUGCAAAAGAGUGUGCUGCACUUUAAUUAGAACUACAAAGUGGAGUUAAUAUAACAUAAAUUAGUACAUGAUUAAUCAAGAAAAAUUUGUACGAAAUUGUGUAUUGCAAUCGACUAAAAUGUGUUUAUUUCUUUCGCCACGACCAACGAAGUAAAGCAACCAAGAAAAACUUAUGUGCUUGAAAUUUGCUCGAAAUGUGCUCCGUUGUUUUACAAUCAGAAACACAAUCGAAACCAAACUAUUCGAUCAACGAUUUAAUUGGCGAAUGGGGACUAUGGCAGCAACGUAGCGUUUUAUUUAUAUUUUUGUGCAAACUACCUGCCGCCUGGUUUAUGGCUUGUAUAAUAUUCACUGCUCCAUUUGCGGAAAAUGGUGAAUAUCACUGCCAACAGGAGAAUUACACUCGCCUCGGUGAGAUUGAUCGAAUUGAUUUUUGCCGUGUUGACGUUAACCAGACGGUCACUAUACCACCACAAUCAUCGCAUACCGACCAAUGUGAAAAAUUUACUCAUCAUUCCAUUUUCAAUUCACUUGUCACUCAGUUUGAUUUGGUUUGUUCACGACGUAAUUUGAUUGCAAUUACACAGUUUUUUCAUUUGUUGGGAGUCUUAUGUGGAGGAAUUCUUGCAAACGAAUUAUUGGUUUUCGUUAGCCCUAAAAAUGUUUUUCUCAUUGGGAUUAUCAGUCAAAUCAUUUGCGGAUGUUUAACGGGACUUGUAAAUAAUUUCAAAUUGCACGUAUUUUUUCGUUGUCUUACGGCCAUUUGCUGUUGUCAAAUGUACACGGCAGGUGGAAUCAUUUUUUCAGACAUAUGCGGUGGAAAAUAUCGGAAGUCAGUGUGCGUUUUGUUUGAAUCAUUUUGGGGCUUAGGCAUAAUAUUGUUGCCAAUUGUAAGUCUAGUGCCAGCAUGGUCUUGGUCUUCCAUUUAUUUGGCGAUCUCACUACCGACUGUUGCAUAUAUUUUGAUAUGGUUUUGGAUACCAGACUCAGUGAGCUGGCUUUUGAGACAUGCCAAAUUGGCUCCCGCAAAAAAUAACAUUUUCUAUGCAAUCCAAGUGAACAAAAGAACGUCCCAUUUACCAUCGAAUUUGGACAGUUUUCUACAGCAUAAAGCAUACAUUUAUUCAAAAGAGCCCAAAACAGACAACUGGACAUCUCUUUGGUCAACAAAAAUGCAAUUUAUUUUGAUGUUCGCCUUACAUAUUGCAUGGGCUGUUGAUGUAACAAAUUAUAACGGAAUGCUGUUGAAUAUUCGCGCUUUCGGCCGAAAAUAUCUUAUUAUAAAUACAAUUGCGAUGGGAAUUUGUGAGCUGAUCGGCGUGUUCGCCGCAUGGUUUAUUGUUAUGAACGCACAUAAAAAUAAAUUUCUUUAUUCUGGUUUAUUUAAUAUCGUUGCUGGCAUUCUGAGUUUCAUAUUCCCUAGUACACUUUCGGGAAUAGACGUAGCGUUUGGGAUGACAUUGGCAAUGAUUUCAAAAAUAGCAACAACUUGUUCACAGGCUGUUUUAUAUACGUGUACAGCUGAAUUACUGCCAGCGCCAAAGCGAAAUAUUUGUAUGUUUUCAUGUGUGGUUUGGGCUCGUACUUGUCUUUUAACCGCACCAUUUAUUUGUACACUUACAUUUGUACAUAACCUUUUCCCACUAGCAGCGUUUGGGUUUAUUGAAAUUUGCGGUGGAAUUUGUUCGUGUAUUGUCGAUCGCAUACACAAUACACCGAGAGCAACGAUCGAUAAAAACUCAAACGAAGUUUUAAAAAACAUAGAUAACUCACUAGUUACAACAACCCAUAUGUGAGCAUCUUUAUACAUAGACGUAUUUUUUUGUGAUUAUAGAUUAAGUUAGAAUAUUAAAUAAUAAUAAUGAAAUCUGGACCAAUAACAAUC
Messenger RNA from Contarinia nasturtii (swede midge), 2007 nucleotides. RefSeq names its product organic cation transporter-like protein. The coding region runs from base 317 to 1918 and encodes 533 amino acids. The record is from RefSeq and is a predicted model, not a curated record. Gene Ontology annotation, molecular function: transmembrane transporter activity. Gene Ontology annotation, biological process: transmembrane transport. The transcript is spliced from 6 exons. Lineage: Eukaryota; Metazoa; Arthropoda; Insecta; Diptera; Cecidomyiidae.